AUGGGGCUGCUGGCUCAAGCAAACGAAGACGUCCUCCUCUCNCGGCGAGUCAUGAACGGCAAGACAUUGCUCCGGCCAGGAUUGGAGGGGGGCGGCGAGAAGGGGGGCGGAGGCGAGCAGCUCGCGAGGAGUGAGGGCGUGGUAGAGAGCACGGGAAAGCUGCCGGAGGUGGACACCGGCGAGGAGGGACGCAUGGGGAAUGGUUGGUCGAUCGGUCCGUCUGAACGGGGCGUUCCGCUCGGACUUGUGGCGCGUCUUGCGACGCGCGACGACCUUGACUCAGCUGUGCGCGAGAUGGAGCCGCCUCUUUUGCGACCCGACACGCCGCGCUGCCACGCCAAGGACCUCCGAGUACCCCAGACUUCCAAAGAGGCAAAGCAGAGCGAGCACAGCGAGCAAUUCAUGGACGCGGCCAAGCGUGAGCGAAUAGACAAUUGCAUCAAGUCGAAGUUGAUUUUUGAUUGGAAGGUAGAUGCGUUCGGCUUCCCUACAAAGGCCAAGGCUAGACUUGUUGCGAGAGGAGACAUGCAGAAGGAGUACAUUGACUUUGGUGAUUUGUAUGCACCUAAUGUAGCUUCAUCUAGUGUUCGUAUGUUGGCAGCUUUGGCGUGUGAGCUUGACUUGGAGUUGUGUCACUUCGAUAUCGACCAGGCUUUUGUGAGGGCCCCUUUCAAGGAAGAUACUUUCAUGCGACUACCGGAAGGAUGUGGUGCAUUGUCGGGGAAGAUAGUGCAGUUGAACAAGAGCCUUUAUGGCUUGAGGCAGGCAUCAAGAGAGUGGUACGCGCUACUGAAGAAGUGCCUUUUGGCUUUGGGGUUCGAGCAGUGCAUGGCUGAUUCGUGUGUUUUUCGUUCAGUCGAAGGGGGGGAAGUAGUGUUGCUUCUCGUAGUACACGUAGACGAUAUUGUUGCAGUGGGGACGAAGGAGAGGUGUGAUCAAUUCGGCAAGGACCUGGGAGAGUACGUGCCAGUAAAGUCUCUAGGGGAGUUGAAGUGGUACUCUGGUUGCUAG
Molecule: messenger RNA, 1011 nt
Organism: Ectocarpus sp. CCAP 1310/34
Lineage: Eukaryota; Phaeophyceae; Ectocarpales; Ectocarpaceae
Source: the annotation of a GenBank genome assembly